AUGACCUAUUCGGUUGCCCCUCCCAACUACGAUGGGGGUCUUCAUGUGGCACCUCACAACCAGCUUGUUUUGGAAACGCUAGAUGCUAACACCAUGACGAGAUGGCUUAUUAAGAUCGCUGGGCAUGGCGUCGUAACUGUCCCCAGUGACCCGUCGCAGGUGGCUUACAUUGGCGAUCCAGAGUCCAGCUUCCUCUUUGCAAUGGAUACGGCUGAGAUUAGCGAUCAAGGCCAUAGAUCAGUCUACCCGGGCAACACGCAGACCAUUGUCAUGCAGAUUCCCACAGUGGACAAUCUGGUUCCGGAUCACACCGUCUUGCACUCUGGGCCGUGUGUUUCAAAGGACUACACCAGCCUGCGGUCGAUAGGUUUUUGA
Molecule: messenger RNA, 375 nt
Organism: Clonostachys rhizophaga
Lineage: Eukaryota; Fungi; Ascomycota; Sordariomycetes; Hypocreales; Bionectriaceae
Source: the annotation of a GenBank genome assembly